CGCUUCUGAUUUACGGAGUAUAUGAUCUCUCUUUCUCUCUGUGAGGUUCCUAUCGUUUUCUGGGUACCAAUCUCGUUGAACUGAGUAUUCUUUGUUGUAUCUGUAAUCUGUGAAUCCAUUCAUGGAUGGGAAUAAUUGGAGAACGGCCCAAGCUCAGGGUCAGGCGCCGGCCGGCGAUGCCACCGCCCCGGCACCGGUGGCGGCAAACGGCGCUGUCGAGACUGGCGAUUGGCGGGCUCAGCUACAACCAGAAUCACGUCAGAGGAUUGUCAACAAGAUAAUGGAGACUUUAAAGAGGCAUCUUCCCUUCUCUGGACCAGAAGGGCUUCAUGAGCUUAGGAAAAUUGCAGUAAGGUUUGAGGAAAAGAUUUAUGCUGCUGCUGUAAGUCAGUCAGAUUAUCUGAGGAAGAUAUCUUUAAAGAUGUUGUCUAUGGAGACAAAAUCACCAACUCCCAUGGCCAAUUCUCUGCAGUCUAACAAUACAACUAGUGCUCAGAAUCCCCAACUUCCAGGGACACACAAUGUAAUGCAAAACCAGGUUAACAGCCAAGGACAGCCACUCUCUAUUCCUAUGGCGACCAAUCAAUCUCAAACACGACAGCAAUUGGUGUCUCAGAACAUUCAGAAUAAUAUAACAUCAACUGGACUGCAAAGUUCUGCAAAUAUGGUGCCUGCACUCCCUACUGGCAGCAAUUUGGCUCAACCUAGCGUGGCAAAUGUUGUCAACCAAAGUUCUGGUUUGCAGAAUAUUCAAGGUAUUCCCAAUGUUUCUCAAAACUCAGUGGCAAACACCAUGGGCCAAGGGAUGGGUUCCAAUAUGGUAGCCAAUUCUCAGAGACAGGUGCAGGGAAGGCAGCAACAGGUUAUUUCCCAACAGCAGCAGCAGCAGCAACAACAACAAUCUCAGAGUUCACAACAAAUUCUUUACCAGCAGCAUUUACACAAUCAAAUGAUGAAGCAGCGAUCUUUGAUGCAAUCUCAUAUGCAGGAGCGGCAGCAACAGCAAAACUUACUACAACAGAAUCAGAUCCAAUCAUCUCAGCAAGCUGUCAUGCAGCCUUCUCUUCAGCAGAACCAACAAGCUUCUGUUCAGCAACCAACUCAAUCUGUACUUCAGCAACGUUCACAAUCAGUUCUCAGGCAACAACAAUGUCAACAGGCUCCAAUGAUUCAUCAACAGCAAGGAUCACUGCUGCAGCAGUCAUUGAUGCAAAACCAACAGCAGCAACAACAGCAGCAGUUGAUUGGUCAGCAGCAGAGUGUUGCAAAUAUCCAACAGAACCAGUUGAUAGGCCAACAGAACAACUUACUUGACAUGCAGCACCAGCAAUCUAGGGUGAUUGCCCAACAAAAUAACUACUCAAACAUACAACAGCAGCAAUUAAUUAAUCAGCAGAAUAACCUUCAGAAUAUACAUCAGCAGCAAUUGGGCAGUCAAGGUAAUGUCGUUGGGCUACAGCAACAACAGAUGCCUGGAAAUCAAUCCUCUAGUUCUGGAUUGCCUACUAAUCAGCAUCCUAUCCAAAUGUUACAACAUUCAAAGGUUCCAGUCCAGCAACAAAUGCUGCCAAAUUCUACAAUAUUGCCAACGCAAGGUCUUCAUUCGCAAGCACAGCAGACACAGCAGCAGAUGAUGUCUCAGAGUCAAGCACAACCUGGAGCAUUGCAACCACCAUUGGGAUUGCAGCACCAGACAAAUUCAUUACAACGAGAAAUGCAACAGCGAAUUCAAGCAUCAAGUCCCUUGCUUCAGCAGAAUGUGAUUGAUCAGCAGAAGCAACUUUUUCAGCAGCAGAGGACCACUCCAGAAGCCUCAUCAACAUCUCUGGAUUCAACAGCUCAGACGGGAAAUGCAAAUGGAGCUGAUUGGCAGGAAGAGGCUUACCAAAAGAUCAAGUCCAUGAAAGAUAUGCAUUUUAUGGAUCUUAAUGACUUGCAUGUAAAGAUUUCUACCAAAUUGGCUCAGUGUGAGUCUCUUCCUCAGCAACCCCCAACUGAUCACAUUAACAAGCUCAGGAACUUUAAAAGUAUGGUGGAACGUUUUCUACAUGUCUUGCAGCUUAACAAGAGUGAGGUUCAGCUGCAACACAAGGAGAGAAUGUUUUCCAUUGAGAAACAAAUACUUUAUUUUCUAAAUUCCAACAGGCCCCGAAAACCUGUGCAGCAAGGGCAACCUCAACACACACAAACUCAUGACAAUCAAAUUAAUCCUCAAAUGCAAUCUGUAAACCUACAGGGCUCCAUGGCAACAAUGCAGCAGAAUAGUUUGACCACCAUGCAGCACAGUUCAUUAUCAUCUGUAUCUGCUGUUUCAGGCUCUCAGCAGAACAUGAUAAACACACUUCAACAUGGUACUGGUGUGGAUUUGGGGCAAGGUAGUUCAUUAAGUUCACUGCAGGCGGUGGCUACUGGAUCUUUACAGCAGAAUCCUGUCAGUGGUCCUCAACAGAUAAACAUGAGCUCACUAUCAUCACAAAGUGGUGCAAAUACACUGCAGUCAAACCUGAGUACCCUACAGCCCAGUUCUAAUAUACUUCAACAUCAGCAUCCUAAACAACAUGAACAGCAGAUGCUGCAUAACCAGCAAAUGAGACAUCAAAUGCAACAGCAACAACUUUUGCAUAAGCAACAGCUAAUGCAACAGCAGCAGCAAAUAAAGCAAUCACAGACUCCAUUGACAGCACAUCAGAUGCAACAGCUUCACCAGAUAUCUGAUUCUAAUGAUAUGAAGAUGAGGCAACAGAUUGGUAUCAAAUCAGGUGUGCUUCCACAGCAUCAGUCCAUAGGCCAGCGCGUGGCAGCACAGCACCCCCAUCAUAAGUCAAAUAUUUCAUCACCUCAACUUCAACAGGCCUUAUCUCCCCAGCUAUCCCAGCAUCCAUCUCCACAAAUUGACCAGCAAAAUAUUUUGGCUUCUCUGACUAAAGCUGGAACACCUCUGCAAUCUGCAAGCUCACCUUUUGUUGUCCCUUCUCCUUCAACUCCCUUGGCUCCAUCUCCCAUGCCUGGGGAGUCUGACAAAGUUAGUGCUGGCAUUCAGUCACUCCCUAAUGCUGGAAGCAUAGGGCAUCAACAAGCUACUGGUGCAUCUGCACCAGGUCAAUCUCUUGCAAUUGGUACUCCAGGGAUAUCAGCAUCACCUUUGCUUGCUGAAUUUUCCAGUCUAGACGGAGCACAUGCAAAUGUAUCAACCGUUUCUGGAAAGUCGAGUGUAGAACAACCCCUGGAACGCUUGAUUAAAGUGGCAAGUAGGAUGUCUCCUGAGGCAUUCAGUUCAUCAGUUAGUGACAUCAGCUCCGUUGUCAGCAUGAUUGACAGAAUAGCUGGAUCUGCACCAGGAAAUGGAUCAAGGGCAGCUGUUGGUGAAGAUUUGGUUGCCAUGACAAGGUGUCGUCUGCAAGCAAGAAAUUUCUUUACACAAGAUGGACCUACUGGAACAAAGAAAAUGAAACGGUAUACAACUUCAAAUGUAGUGUCAUCUAGUGGAAGUGUGAAUGAUAGUUUUAGACAGCUGAAUGGCUCUGAAACAUCUGAUUUAGAGUCCACAGCAACAUCCAGUGCCAAAAAGCCAAGGAUUGAGGUUAAUCAUGCACUCAUUGAAGAGAUAAAGGAUAUUAAUCGACGAUUGAUAGAUACUGUAGUCGAAAUCAGUGAUGAAGGUGUUGAUCCAAGUACUCGAGCUCCUGCAGCAGUUGGCAGUGAAGGUACCACCAUUAAGUGUUCGUUCAAUGCUGUAGCUCUAAGUCCAAAUUUGAAAUCACAGUUUGCUUCAGCACUAAUGUCACCAAUUCAGCCUUUGAGAUUGCUUGUUCCUGCUAAUUAUCCGAAGUGCUCUCCUAUACUCUUGGAGAAGUUCCCAGUUGAAAUAAGCAUGGAGUACGAGGAUCUGUCGAUAAAGGCCAAGUCAAGGUUCUGUGCAUCUCUCAGAAGUCUAUCUCAACCGAUGUCAUUGAAGGAGAUGGCAAGGACCUGGGAUAUCUGUGCACGUGCAGUCAUCUCCGAGUAUGCGCAACAAAGCGGUGGGGGCAGUUUCAGCUCAAAGUAUGGGACUUGGGAAAACUGUUUGAGUAGCGCAUGAGCAAACUCUUCUAAUAAUAUACGGAGUAACAUCAAAAGGAUUCCCAACUCCGAGUAUGGCCUGGAGUUUCAAUGGCAUAAUGGUUUUGUCAGCGGCAUACUAUUUUUCUCUUCCAUACACAUUCCUGUUUGUUUUCUUACAGCCUUGGAGCCGACUGCCGAGCCAUAGUAAUGUAAGGUUGCUUUGCUUUUAUUUGAUCUGGCAGAGGCAAAAUAGUGGGUAUGUGAGGGGCAAAUCGUAAGAAAGAUUUUAUGUAUAUUCCAAUAACAUGAAACUAUGAAAGGCUGCCUUGUGAGGUAAGUUUUUAUUUUUGCUUGAAAUGAAAGGAUUUGCAUUCCUUUUUCUUCCCUGUUGCCUGCCUGUAUAUGGACUAUAAGUUUAUAUUAUUCUCAUUUACUCCCUA
Ipomoea triloba (trilobed morning glory) is the source of this 4481-nucleotide messenger RNA. RefSeq names its product mediator of RNA polymerase II transcription subunit 15a-like. The coding region runs from base 122 to 4078 and encodes 1318 amino acids. Gene Ontology annotation, biological process: regulation of DNA-templated transcription. The record is from RefSeq and is a predicted model, not a curated record. Gene Ontology annotation, molecular function: chromatin DNA binding; transcription coactivator activity. NCBI's taxonomy places the organism in Eukaryota, Viridiplantae, Streptophyta, Magnoliopsida, Solanales, Convolvulaceae. The transcript has 11 exons.